This is a messenger RNA of Debaryomyces hansenii CBS767, 516 nucleotides long. Its product is annotated as DEHA2B03850p. The record is from RefSeq and is a predicted model, not a curated record. Lineage: Eukaryota; Fungi; Ascomycota; Pichiomycetes; Serinales; Debaryomycetaceae. The coding region runs from base 1 to 516 and encodes 171 amino acids. The transcript has a single exon.
AUGGAUGAUUAUUAUGAAAGUCUCUGCAAAUAUGACGAUGAGUCCGUCAAGAAAUACAUGAUUGAAGACUUCGACUUCACAACUUGGUAUGUAUAUAACAAGGAAUCUUCAUUAUGUAAAUUCGCUGUUUCUAUUUUUAUAUUCAAUAAUUUAAUUAAUGAGAAAUUGAUUUUAAAACAUGAACCGUUUGACAUAUGGACGUUUCCAGCCAGCGUAUGGACGUAUGAUGAUUUAAUAUCAAGAUUUGAUUUUUUGAAAUACAGCGUUGGCAAAGCCGUAAUAAUGCUAAAAUAUGAUGUUAUAUAUUUUCACAAUGAUUUCCUUCCCGAAUGGGAGUUGUUUAGUACUGCUGCCAAAUAUAGUAAUAAAGAAGUUUAUAAGGAUCAAUUAUGGACAGCUAAAAAGUAUGGCUGCUUCUUUAAAAUUCUAGAUAUGGAUAAUGAAAAGGUUCUCGGGGACUAUGAAAAGGUGGAAAUUAAAGAACUUCCAUUUGAGGAUUGUGAGGUCGAUUAUUAA